AUGAGUGAUGAGAAGUUGCAACGUCUAAAAGAAACAGUGCUACAAGGCUGGCCUGAGACAAAACAAGAAGCAGAUCCGAGAGUUGCUGAAUAUUGGACUUACCGUGAUGAAAUAAGCGUCUAUAAUGGAGUGCUGUACAAGGGAGAGAGAGUUAUUGUCCCGUCUUCCCUACGGAAAAAACUCAUGUCUCGCGUCCAUGCAAGUCAUCAAGGGGAGCAAGCAUGUCUCCGAAGAGCGAGGGAUGCUUUGUUUUGGCCUGGGAUGAGCCAACAGAUCAGAGAUCUCGUAAGCAGCUGUAGCCUCUGCACAGAUCACGCGCCAGCUCAAGUCAAGGAACCAUUGAUGACACCAGAGCUUCCCAAACGCCCCUGGAGUAUCGUUGCGCAAGACCUCUACACUCUCAACGGAAAAAAAAUUCCUAAUAACAGUGGAUUCUGGGAAGUUGAUGAACUAACCCAAGCUACAGCUGCCAACGUCAUAAACAAGACUAAACAGCACUUCGCGCGUUACGGAAUACCAGACAGGGUUUACAGCGAUAAUGGUCCACAGUUUGCUAAUGCAGAGUACACCGCGUUUGCCUCCAGUUGGAAGUUCGAACACCAGACAUCGUCACCGUACCACAGCCAGUCCAACGGGCUGAUAGAAGCAGCUGUGAAAUCCGCAAAAAACCUGCAGAAGAAGGCGAAUAAAUCGGGGCGAGACGUAUGGAUGAGUUUUCUGGACCAUAGGAAUACGCCAACCGAAGGUAUGGACAGCAGCCCAGUCCAAAGAUUGAUGUCAAAGAGAACGAAGACAACUCUACCGCUAGCACAACAUCUACUCGAACCGGAGCUUCAACAAGAUGUAACAGAAAAGCUAACGCUGAAACGCAAAAAGGCGAAGAAACAUUUAGACAGGGGCUCAAAGGAACUACCGGAGCUAAACAUCGGAGAACCUGUCAGAAUGACCAAAGUGGCCCCCAGAUCAUACCUAGUCGACAUUGAUGGCUCUAUAUAUCGUAGGAACAGGAAGUUUAUACGCAAUACUAAGGAUCAUGCAGAGGAGUUAGUAAGGGAGAGCCUGCCGAUGUAG
This is a messenger RNA of Nematostella vectensis (starlet sea anemone), 1071 nucleotides long. RefSeq lists its product as uncharacterized. Gene Ontology annotation, molecular function: nucleic acid binding. The record is from RefSeq and is a predicted model, not a curated record. The coding region runs from base 1 to 1071 and encodes 356 amino acids. The transcript has a single exon. Gene Ontology annotation, biological process: DNA integration. NCBI's taxonomy places the organism in Eukaryota, Metazoa, Cnidaria, Anthozoa, Actiniaria, Edwardsiidae.